This is a messenger RNA of Dryobates pubescens (Downy woodpecker), 4982 nucleotides long. It is a transcript of the gene SUSD6, whose product is annotated as sushi domain containing 6. Lineage: Eukaryota; Metazoa; Chordata; Aves; Piciformes; Picidae. The transcript is spliced from 9 exons. The coding region runs from base 397 to 1332 and encodes 311 amino acids. The record is from RefSeq and is a predicted model, not a curated record.
CCAGGACGUGCUGGCUCUCCUCCCGCUGCCCCCCCGGGAGCCGGGCAGGGCUGCGGGGGAGGCUCAGCCGGCGGCUCCACCAUGGCUCGGCCUGCAAGGGAGAAAGCGGCUGCGGGUGCAGGUUAAUCUGCUUUGCUUUAAGAAUGAAGGACAUGGCACCCACCAGUGGACUUCCAUGGUGGCCUAGGACAAAGAUAUGGAGCAACAGAAGGACCUGAGAAAGUCCUAGGGAGAAAGCUGAAGAGCUGCAGGUGUGUGGAUCAACCUAGCCUCACUGAAUCAUCGCUUUAAUCACACUAACUUGACAACCAUUGUAUGCCAGCACCAAGCUGAGGUGCUCCUGAUCAAGCAGAUCUUCUGAGGAUUUCCUUAAAAAGAAACUUUGGUGGUUGAAAGAUGUGCCAUGGAAUGAUAGCACCGAAGAGCAACACAGGAUCGUCUCUUGCCUUGACUAGCCAUGGGUUAUUCCUUCUGCUAGUUACCUUUGGUACCUUUGUCUUGGAAGCAGAGGCCACAGGUUGGCUCAGCAAAUCCGAAGGACCUGCAUAUUGUCCCCAGCCACCUCAGCCUGAGAAUGGAGGCUAUAAAUGCCACCCAAGCCCCUGCAACAACCCUCUGACUUCAGGCAGCGUCAUAGAGUAUCUCUGUGUGGAAGGCUACAUGCUGAAGGGAGAUUAUAAAUACCUGACCUGCAAGAAUGGAGAGUGGAACCCAGCCAUGGAAGUCAGCUGCAGGCUCAGCCCGGAGAAGGACUCUCCUCCAACAAUUGGAGUGCCCACGCUGUCCAUAGUAGCCUCCACGGCAAGCUCUGUUGCCCUGAUUCUGCUCUUAGUCGUGCUGUUUGUUUUGCUGCAGCCAAAGCUCAAGUCGUUCCAUCACAGCAGGCGAGACCAAGGUGUGUCUGGAGACCAGGUCUCCAUCGUGGUGGAUGGUGUGCAGGUGGCCUUGCCAUCCUACGAGGAAGCGGUGUACGGCAGCGCAGGGAACUGCAUCCCGCCCUCCGACUCCCGGGUGCAGAUCGUGCUCUCGGAGGGAGCUGGGCAGAACAGAGCCAGGGAGAUGCAGCAGCAGGACCAAGGGGCUUGCAGUAGCUCUGAAAGAGAAGACGAAGCCCCAGGACAUUCUGGACUAUGUGAAGCCAGUGGCUCUCGGCGCUCUGAAACCGUUCUUGUGCAUCAGGCUGCCACCUCUUCCUGGGUAGCUGGCAUGGCUAGCAGUAGACCUGUACACAAAGAAGUCCAAGAUUCAGAAAGCAGUGACAUACAGAGCCUUUUAUCACUCACUUCCUCCGAGGAAUACACAGAUGAUAUUCCAUUAUUGAAGGAAGCAUGAGGCCUGCCGUGUUUGUCUAGCCUUCUCCCUCUUGGAUCUCUUCCUCCCUCUCUUGCGCCUGCCUUCAGGACAGAAGCACUCUGUGCAGCCUUCCCCAUCCUUGCAAGCUGUGCCCUGGAUACCUCCAAGCAGAGAUGCCCUCAGCUGAAGAUCCAAAGGAUGUUGCCAGGUUGCCUCGUGGAUGCACCAGUGGAGUUGGUGCAGCGCUGGCUUCCCCAUUCCAUCAGCAUCAGGGGCUCAAGGAACAGAGCAGAUUUGAGCUCUACUCUCCUCUUCCCCAGCCAGAUGUUUGACAGCAGUCUCUGAGGAGCUGCUCUUCUCUCGUGCCUUUCUCCUCCUCACACCGGCUUGUUGCAGCUUAUCAGCCUUUCCAGCCCUGCUGCUGCCCAGAGGGCAGGGGCUAAAGCUACCUGCUCACUGGCUGCAGACACACUUGAUAUAUAGUGUAUAUGUUACAUAGGCUCUUCUUCCAGCAUCCUCUGUCACAGGGCAAGACAAAAUGCAUCACUGGGACUGAAGCUGGACUUGGGAGGGAUCCCAGUGAAGGGGCAGCUUGUGAUGUCUAGGAGCACCUCAGAUGAGAUGGACUGUGAUGGCUUAGCUGUGCAGUAACAGUUCACUGAGAAUUGCUAGAGUGCUGAAGGCUCGGAGUCCCAAGGUGUAAACCAUCUGCAGGGGUCCAUUCCUAAGCAUCACCACCACCUUUUCCUUCCUUCUCUACCCAUGCAGCCCACUUAAUUAUGCUGCGUUUCUAGAAGCUAGGACUGGGACUGUACUGCCAAUAAAACAAUCCUUUUGGCUUUGGUGUGGUGCCAGAGCAGCUCCUGUAUUAGGUGGUAGAGGAGCCUUGGAGAGUUGCAGCUGGCUAGCAAGGUCCAGAAAGCUUAGAGGAUGCGACUUUCAGUUAACCCCACUCUGCUGGCCCCAUUCACUGAGAGACAUCAGGACUGGAACCAGAUUUGUGGCCCUGCCCUCCUGAAUAAGCUGUGUGUCUCAAAGCUCUUUCAGUUAAGGUGGUUCUGCACAAAGUCUUGGAUUCCUUUGGUCAGAUCUCCAGGCAGAGACAGCCCUUUUGAGAUGUAAUCUGGGUAACUGCUCUCUGAGGCUUGUGUGUCCUGCCAGCACCACACAGCAUGAGUCUGCUGUUUGAUCCUAAUGGGUUUCAUUGGGCCCACAGAAGGGCUUCUUCCUUGUGGCUGGAGGUGAGCAGCAUUUAUAGUACACAGUUGCCUGUUUCUGUGGGGGAAGUUUGGCUACAUUGUCAGCAGUGUCAGAGGACACCAUAACUUAUUCCUGAUAGCAGGGAAAAGAAAAUCCAAAUUGCAUAUACCUCUGUCCCCCCCAGCAAAAGUUACCCCCAGCAGGUCAGAAUGUCCUGGUGGUUGUUGAUAGGACUCUCUUUUUGCAGGAAGCCACAUCCAUCUGGGCUAGGUGAUCCAAUCACAAAAGCAUUCUCUACACCCAGGAGGUCUGGACACUGCUCUGUGGGAUUUCAGCAAGAAGUUGGUUUCUUAGAUGCAUGUACCCUGUCGUAGCUGUCUUGAAGUAACCAGGGAAGUGUUUGCCCUUUGAGAAGCUGCUACAUUUUUGAGUUGAAGGAGCAAAAUGUCAUGGCCUUACACAUGGUGUGGUAAUGUACAGGUAAAUAGGGAUGCUGUCUUCACUGCUUUGCUUUUGGUUUACAAUCCUCACCAUCUUGGUUGCUUUAGGAACAGACUGUCAUGGUUCUUGGUAUCAGUGCCACAACACCUUAUAUAUAAAAUCCUUCUGUCUGAGCUCCAGUUCCUGGAAAUGGAGCUUGGCCGUAGUAUCCAGCUACCCACUGCUGCUUCCAUUCCUGAUUAACUGUUAAAUCCCAGGACAGCUGGGAGAGCCUGUGCCUGUGGAUGGAAGAAUCCCGUUUUCCCCUAUCUGUGUUUCAGAGGGAUGUUAUUAAGUUAAAAAUGCACUGCUGCAUACUCCCUUCCCUGUUAUUGAUGACACCUUGCAUUAACACAAGGAUUUGAUAAAUGCAUUUGACAGUGCCAUGUUCUUUGGCAGUGGGCCGCAGUGUCUCGGCUUCAGGCACUGUGGAGGGCACAUGUUUACACAUCUGCUGUUGGAGUUUUAGCAGAUAAGUGUGGGGAGCUUUGUGUUUUGGUUUUUACUCCUACCUUGGACAUGGUCUAAGCUCAAGCACAUUUCCUCAUCCACUGGUGUAUCAGGGCAGAUAGAGGGCUCAAAUGAAUGUAAUCAUAAGGGAGCAUGGAGGGAAGACUACAUGACUUCUUUCCUGCUACCUAACCAAGUUGAGGCAGGAGGAGUUGCUCUUUAUGCAUUUAAGGUCCUGUCUACUCGAACUGACCCUCAGCAGUCAAGGUAUAGAAGUCAGGUACAUGCUGUCUUCCUGCAAGAGACAGUGCUUUAACUCAGUGUAAGCACCAGGGUGGUGAGGGAAUCCCGCAACGGAACUGGAGGCCUGACCUUGCUGCUGGAGUGCUUGCUCCACCAGCAGAAUGCAUGUACCAGGUCACCCUACCUCCUCCCUCUGCUGUUGUAAAGCAAGCAGCUGUCAGUUUGGAAGAGAAAAUUCAGUCUGGGAGAAGAGGUGGAAGCAAGCUGCACAGAAGAGUGCUUUGAUUUAGUUUCAUUUAGAGAAUUGUGGGAAACAGCUUUCAUCAGAAGAGGGGGGAAGUGCAGAGGUGGAGGAAAAUAUGCAAGUGUAGAUCUUGUGAUCAGGCAUAACAGGCACCUUCUGUUGGCUUGCUGAGGGUAAGUCAUCAGCCAGCUUCUGCUGUGCAGUGCUUGCAGGAAGGCCUGUCCCUUGCAGCAGCACUUGCAGGAGCAGGCCCCCAGGACCUGGGGGUAUCGGUCUGGGGGCAUCCCAUUUGUCUCGCUCACAUCUUCAGCUGUGGAGUUGGUUUCCAUAUAAAAUGAGGUAGAAUGGCUGCAGAGGAACCAGAGAGGUGUUUACUUGUCAAUGUUUUUCGAGGGGGAGGGGAAGCCAAGCCCCACUUGACUGAUUAUCAAGUGACAGUUACUCAUUCAUGCUUCUAUUAAUUAUGCAGAGGCUGAAGGGUUGGGGAAUACUUUGGGCAGGGACUUAGGAAUAACUCUAAAUUGCACAGUCCUGUCCUUACUGCUGGGAGCUAGGGCUGAGGCUUAAAGAUGCCUCAGUUGCAAGCUCUGCUCAAUCUCAGGAGCAUUCAUUACCCCUGAGCAGAGUUUCCUCUUGUCAUCUUCUUUGGCUCUUGGUAUGUGCAGCCUCAGUGUCAUAGAUGGGGAGCACAGGGGCUCAGCCUUGCAAGAUGUGAUGCUGAUUUAUUCUUUGCCAUUCUUUUCUUUUAUGAUGGGGCCACAACCUCCUUGCCUGUUUUCCCCCACCUGUGUCUGGCAAAAGAAUUGCAAGGGAGGCUUUUGACAUCGUUUUUGUAUUGAAGACUCCCAACCUAAUCAUCUCAUGCUCUUGUCAUGCUGGAUCCUGUGACAUUCUAGGACAUUAAAAUGAUACAACAGCAUUGGAAAGAUAGAACAGCACUUAUGUUAAACAGUUGUGUUACUUCUGGAGUCUGAUAGGUCACAAACCCAGGGCAUCUCAGAAAUGUGGGUGCAUUAUGUGCAAUAGGAAAGAAAAACCAGCCCUCCUUGCUCCCUUGCAGUUGCAUAGUUCA